This is a messenger RNA of Peromyscus leucopus (white-footed mouse), 1082 nucleotides long. RefSeq names its product putative leucine-rich repeat-containing protein DDB_G0290503. The record is from RefSeq and is a predicted model, not a curated record. Bases 228 to 1082 code for a protein of 284 amino acids. NCBI's taxonomy places the organism in Eukaryota, Metazoa, Chordata, Mammalia, Rodentia, Cricetidae. The transcript has 6 exons.
UAACACAGACCCAGAAAGACAAAUAUGGUAUGUGCUUACUCUUAAAUGGAUAUUAAAUGCAAAGCAAAGGGUAGCAGGGAAGUAAUAGCUAGACCAUGUGACAUCAGCACAUGGACAUUCUACUGUCUCCUGGAGAGCCCUGGCAUUCCAUGUGAUGUCACCAGUGUUGUGGCAACACCAACUGUCAUUGGGGCAUUGGUGCAGUGUCUCGUGUUUCACCUACAGACAUGCUGACUAGACUGAACAGGAUUCUUGGGAGACAGGAUGGCGAGCACAGGGAGAUCAGAGGGAGGCAGAAGGAAGAUGGCCUUCAGUCUCCAUGUCACACAUCAAGAAACAAAUGGUUCUGGGGAAAGCACAGGACUGCUAGGAAGGCAUCAUCCACACCCUUCUUCCUCACUGAGCAGGAGCAGCAGCUGAACCAGGUGGAAAAACUGAAACUUCAGCUACAGAUGAUGACCAAUGACAGGAAUGAACUGCGUGAAUUCCUGGCCCAUUACAACAAUGAGUUGAACAACAGGCUGAAUUUGGAGAAUGAGAUGCAGAACACGGAGCAUAAGAAGGAUAUGUCAGAUGUGAAGAAAUUACCCAAGGAGAUUAGUGAGGCCUUGUACAAGUGCACAGAGCUGAGUGAGAAGACCAAAACCUACCGCACCCUCUACAGUCAGCACCUGAGUGAACAGACUCAGCUGAAGGAAAAAGUGAGAAUGUUGCUAGAGGACAAGAAAAAGCUGCAGGGGGAGCAGAUUUUACUACAAGAGUCCUGUGAGGAAGCAAAGAGGCUCUGUGAAGAGGCCCAUGAGAAGAUAUAUGACCUCUGGACAAGGCAGCUGCAGGAACAUCAAAGACUUGAGAAAAAUCUUCAGGCCCUGCUGAAGCAAAAGGAGCUGCUCACCAGGCAAAGGGACUUGGCAUCAAAGCUGCAGCAUCACUUCACUGUGUCCCAGAUGAGGUUUGAAAACCUCCAGCAGGAACUGGAGCAGACCACAGCCCAGGAAGAGAGCCUCCUGCAGAUGGAGCUGCUCAGGCAGAAACACUAUGUUCUAGGCAAGUCAGCCACCAUUGAGUCCCAUUCCCAGUAG